AUGGAGUCUGGAGAAUAUGUCCCAGGCAGCGUCUACUUCUACGCCCCUAACAAGGGCGCUCCGGUGUUCUUCGCCGUGGCUUUCGCCGUGUCCGGCCUGUUCCACGUCUAUCAGUGCAUUCACUACAAGAGCUGGCAGCUGACGGGCCUCUAUGUCUUCUGCUCCGUCCUGUUCACCGCGGGCUUUAUCGUCCGCGAGAUGGGCGCCUUUGACUACGAGAACCUUAUCAAGUACAUCAUCAGCACCUGUCUGAUCUAUGCUGCCCCCCCCCUGCUCGAGCUCGCCAACUACCACAUCCUCGGCCGCAUCCUGUACUACGCGCCCUAUCACUCGCCGAUCCACCCGGGCCGCGUCCUGAUCACCUUCGGCUUCAUCUCGUUUGUCGUCGAGGCCCUUAACGGCAACGGCGUCGCCUACAGCGUCAACCAGUCCCUGCCGGCCGACAAGCAGGCCAUGGGCCGCGCGCUGCUCAAGGCCGCGCUGCUCAUCCAGCUGGCCGUGCUCGCCCUGUUCGUCCUGCUCGCCGUGACCUUCCACCGCCGCUGCGCGCGCGCGCAGGCAAAAAACGCCGGCGCGGGGGCGGGCAAGCCGCGGGCCGGCUACGCGCGGCUGACGGCCGCGCUGCGCACGCUGUACGCGUCGAGCGCGCUGAUCGGCGUGCGCACCGUGUACCGCGUGGCCGAGUACUGGAGCAUCGUGCAGGGCGACGGCUACUGGCGCGCCGGCGCCGACCCGGCCAGCCUCAGCGUCGUCAUCCGCUACGAGUGGUUCUUCUGGGUCUGGGAGGCCAGCCUGAUGCUGGUCAACCACGUGCUGGUCAACGCGCGCCACCCGCGCCGCUACCUGCCCCAGAGCUCCAAGACGUACCUCGCCCUCGACGGCGUCACUGAGGUGCAGGGCCCCGGGUACAAGGACGGCCGGCCGUUUUGGCUCACGCUGGUCGAUCCGUUCGACUUGUGGGGGUUGGUGAACGGGAGGGAUAAAGCGGCGCGGUUCUGGGAGCAGGCUGGCGAGGCGACGGCCGCGAAAGAGGCGAGCCGGGGUGUGGAGGCUCAGGUGUGAUGAUCAUCUAUUUGCGCGGUUGGGCGUGGAGGAUGCGCUGUCCCUGGGCGGAGGAGGAUGUUAGACUUGUAUACACUAGAUCUUUGGUUGGUUAUCCUCUUUGUUUUUGUCUCAUCUUUGGUUCGGCGCCUAUCUGUCUCAGUACCGUAUUCUUGAGAACGGGAAACAAUGCUUGAAUUGAGUAGUGUAGCAGAGGAAGGCAGAUCCACAAACAAUGCUCAGGAUGCUGAAG
Molecule: messenger RNA, 1294 nt
Organism: Thermothielavioides terrestris NRRL 8126
Lineage: Eukaryota; Fungi; Ascomycota; Sordariomycetes; Sordariales; Chaetomiaceae
Exons: 4
Coding region: 1-1062 (353 amino acids)
Cellular component (GO): membrane
Source: RefSeq, a predicted model, not a curated record